AUGACCGAGGGGUGCACCGAGUUUUCAAAUUUUCGGUGCACCGAAAACAUCAACGCGGGGUGCACCCAAUCGCGCUGAGUUCAACGAGGGGUGCACCCCGAUAGCCGGUUCGACGCGGGGUGCACCGCAACUUUUGUUAGAGGUUUAAUUAGGCCACUUUCUGUACAUUUUUAAUCUUUAAUGGUAAGCUCAAAAUUUUCUUUUCAUUUUUUUUUUCGGUUUUUUUAAAUCGAGUUCACACUCAUAUUCUUCUUUUACUGUUCUAAAGGCGAAACUGAGCGUUUUUUAUAAUUUGGCUUGAUUUUUGAAAAGAUCUUCUCAUUUAAUUAAUUUUUAUUUCCCUUGUUAACUAAUUCCUACUACGCAAAUUUAAAAAAAUAUAUAGCAUUCAUUCAUUUCCGGAAAUUCAAUGAAUUUUUGAUUUUCAGACGCGAAUGCGGUGAUAUUUUCGAAGCCGCCAAAAAACUGAAAAAAAUGGAGAGCAGUUCGUCCAGUGCAAAGGAUACAUGUGUGCAAGUCGCGCUACGGUUCGUUUUUUCUUAUAUUUUUUGUGAUAUCUUUUUAAAUGUUUUUCUGUUUCAAAAACAGGAUAAAUAUUCGGAAAACGUCAAAUAUUUAAUGGGUAGGAGACGAAUUAAAUCAAAUUCCGUAGAGUUAUUGAUUAAAAAUAUUAUGAGUACAUAUAUUAAAAAAAUUCAACCAAUUUUUCCAAACUUUUUGAUUUUUUUCGUUUGAAUGGAGAUAAAAAAAUCAAUUUGAGCUGUUGAGUUCGUGAUAAAGUUCAAAAAAAUGGUAUGAAAUUUAAUUUUUUUGAAAAAAAGAUUUAAAAAAACUUAUACCCGGUGCAAAAGUAAUCCCACAGAAAUCAAAAUUAUCUCUCAACCUCGAAAAUUUAGUUUUCUUUCCCUCUCUGACAAAUUUCGAAGUUUGCGAGAUCAAUUUGAAUACUUUUCAAUUAGUUUUUCUUCCUUUUCUUGUGCUCAAAAGUCUAGAAAAGAGUAUAAAUUGGAGAUUGUGGGCCCAUAUUUGGGCAACUGGGUGCGUCUUCGGCGUACUUUUCACGGCGCUGGCUUUCCUUUGUUUGUUUGUGUCUUGGCUUCUGUGAUUGGAUUGGAGUGGUCUCCGUUUUGGGAAACUUUUCGGGGCACCUUAUCAGUUGGUAUUAGGAAUAUAUUGGAUUUUACCGACUUUAAUAGGUAGAUUGGCUGGGGGAAAAGUAUAGAAAAAAACAUUUUUUUUUUCGUUUGAUUAUUCUUUCUUUUUGAAACUGUUGAAGGUUUUUGAGCGCCAAAGACAAGAGAAAUACAUUUUAAAAAAAGGAGACUCGUGUUUGAAUUCGAGUUUCCCGCCAAACAGCCGCGUCGCACACGCAACGUGAGAAGUCUCGCAUGCUGAGCAGGGUAACCCCGCCGUGCUAACACGGGGUCUCCGCGGGUGCCCCCGUAUUAAACCCGUAAAAGCCCAGCUGAUAGAACUUUUGGCAAUUUUUAGCCCAACUGAGACCCCGCUUUAGCCCAGCUGGGUUACAUAUUUUUCUUACACCCGUUGUUCCCCCGUUUUAGCCCAACUGAGACUAAAAUAACCUCAGAAACACGGGUUAAAUACGGGUACACCCGUUGAGACACCUGAUCAGCAUGCGAGGUCGCGUGGGAUUGACCAUAGAAAGUUGAAUAAAUUUAGCUUCGAAAACCGAAAAAAGAAACAGGAAAAAGCUCUUCUGAAGCUUGAAGAGCCGACUUUUUUCUUUCUUAUUAACAAAUUUUUUGCAGUAUCCGACCCCAAGGAACUCGAGAGAAACUUGAGGGGAGUCGAGUCUGCACGUCGGUCCUGCCUGGGGAGCCGCAGGUAUAAUUUCAUUGAUCUUUGUUUAUAUUAAUGUUUUGUUUUUUUAAGAUGAAAGGUUGUUAUAGAUCAAUUAAAAGUUACUUUUUUCACAUACUUACUUACUACUUAGAUACUUAGAUGGUCCAUCUUCGCUUUCGACCUUUUAUUGCCUUUUAGUGCCUUUUAUUGAUCGAAGCGUGGACCACACGUUUUCCAGGAGAUCUUAUGCAAUCGGUCAUCCAGUGUUGUCGUCCUGGUUGACUGGUAUUCUUGCGAAAAAGUUCCAUCCGUGGUGUUGAACGUGUUAUAGCAUAAUUGUGGUCUUAUUAUCCUUUUUGCCUUGCCAGGGCUAAAAAAGACCGCCCAUUCUGUUAGCAGAAGCAAGCCGAACUGCGUGACCGGUGUACCGUUAGCCGCCAUAAAUGGCGUUGCCUCCCCAUCACCGCGUAGAGGUGGUACUUGAAGGGGUUUUUCACAUGGUUUAGUUUAAUUAUCUUUUUUCAAAAAUCGUAGUAAACGAAAAGUUUUUAUCCAGCUUGAGCGGUUCUUUGAAGAGUCGUAGGAAUCAUAUUUUCACUUUAAAGGCUACCAUUGGUGCUGAUCUUGCAGCUAGGACUAUAUUCCUGAUCGACCGUCUUUUUUCCAUUUAUUUUUUGAUUUUUAUCAGCUUACUUUUCUCAGAAUCUGUUAAAUUAUGUUUUUUAACAUGGCCCUCUAGUUUGACCCGUUCAUAGAUGGAAAAGUUUAGAACUCCUUCAGCCCGGGACAAGGGGUCGGUUCACAAAAAUUUUGAAAAACUAGGGGAUAAAAUUAAGUUUUAAUCUCAGGAUGGUAGUUUUGACCUCAAUAAUGCAAUUUUUAGCCUCAGGGAGGUAGUAUCAACUUUUAUUAAGAAAAUCAGGGGAGAAGGGGUCGAGGGCCUUUAAAAAUAGUCUGCCCAUGUAUGGUCCCGUUGUUCCUUUUGAAAAAGACCGUUUACCCAAUUAAAUAAAAUUCUUUCGUUGCUUUAAGACCUUUUUUGCAGUUUUGUAGAUCAGAAGUGCAUGGUAAGAUUUUUUUUACUGCCGUUCUAAUGUUUUGCGCCUAACAAUUUCUAAGAGUUUCUCAAAGCUCUAAUAAAUGAUUCUUUUGGGAAUUCAGGUUACCAUCGGCGGAGAUCGCUCCUUCACUUAUGACUACAUUUUCGACCAACCCACCCCGCAACACGCGGUUUUCGAAGGAUGCGUCGAAAGACUCGUCGAAGGCCUUUUUGAUGGGUACAAUGCUACUGUUCUUGCAUAUGGACAGGUGAGAUAUGUAAAAAAAAAAUGGGGAAAAUGAAGGUAUUUUCUAUGAUUUUCCUUCCUUUAUUUGUUCAUAAAAGGUAAAAGUAUUUGGAUGCGUUUUUGAUUUGAUUAUGUUUUUUUUGCUCUGAAGCUUGAUUAAAGGCUGAUCCUUGCCCUUAUUUCAUUAUUAGCGGGUUAUUCUGACUUUUUUUUUUCGACUUUGAAUCGUGAUAGAAAAAACUCCCUACGAAAAAAAGGAAGGCAAAAUGCCAACCGUGCGUUGAAAAGUAUUUGCUACUUACAAGUUAAAAAGAGUUCCAUAAGGUUUUUUUGAAAGCUUAUUUUUGUUCACCCUUCCGUCAAAACCAAUUGACAAUUUUCCCUUGAUUUUCAGACGGGAUCCGGAAAGACUCACACGAUGGGAACGGCCUUCGACGCGACGGCUCAUCUGAAUCCCCACGACGCCGGAGUCAUCCCCAGGGCGAUCCAGCAUGUCUUCAGGAAGAUUUCAGAGUCCAAGGUGCAUUAUCACACGUGGGCAAGUAGAAAAGUCAAUUAUUCAAGGGGUUAACGUGCGAAAAUCCAAAAAAAGCUACUUGGGGAUUUUUAAGUGGCACCUGUAGGGACCGUAGAAGGAGUUCUUAGAGAUCAAAUCAAGGUAGUCCCUAUAGGGGUUUAGGGUCUGAUCUAUUGAUUCCCCUAUAGGGGCCACUUUUGCGAGCUUUAGUGGCCCCUAUAGGGGUUUUAGGCACAAGGAGGUAGUGUUGACAGAAAUAAAUAUUAGCUUUAACUUAGGCAUUCAUUUUUAUUGGCUUGUGCAGUUUUUUAAAGCGUUCGCGAUGCCUUUUUGUCCCCAAUUCGAUAUCUUUCACAUUUCUAGGUUUUUUUUUGGUUGAAGAAACUAUUUUUGGCUUCAAAUGAUUUUAAAAAGACAUUUUCAAGAAGAUAUUUCUCACUAAAAAGUUUCACUAAAGCGACAAUUUUUGGAUUUUGAUCGAAAAAUUCUAUCUGCUUUUUCAACGAAGAAUUUUCUGUAACUUCCGAGUUGUAAAAAAAUUUGAAUGCCUGUUUUUUUCAACGAGGAGAUCUUUUCAGUCGAGUUCCCUAAGUCAAGGCCUUCUGGAGCCGAUCUUCGAAGUCUCGGUGCAGUUUGUUGAGGUUUGAAAUUCAUUUCCAGGGUCAAAUGAACAAAAAAAUCCACUGUUUAGCUCUACAACGACGACAUUCUGGACCUGCUGACGGAGGACCGGGCAACCUCGGCUUUGAUCCGAAUCCAUGAGGAUAAUCGAGGAGAAAUCGUGUUGAAUGGGGUUGCCGUUCGACCGGUGCAGGACUUGGAGACGGUUCGUGAAGAAGAAAAUUGAAAUUUCAGGAAAAAUCAUGAAUUUUUCUCCUCUAUAGUCCAUUUGAGGCGACUUGAAACUGUUAUUUUUUUUUUCUCUGCACCCUUCUCGCCUCACGGCAACGCUCCCAUUUUGACGUGCUAUUUCCAUGUUUCUCUUACCUUCAAGGUGAGAGACAGAGAGACGCAGAAACCCGAAAACUAUCCAGUUGCUGUGGAAAGACUAUACUUGCAUUAAAAAGGCAAUUUUAAAGAUAGAACCUAGUUUUUUGUACUCGUUCGUUGAUUUUGAGUGAAACAGCGAGGGCACUGAAGAGACGCAGUUUCUCUGUUUCUCUGACCUCUCUUUAGAUCACGUUAUCCUUUUUUCGCUGGAAGUUAGAGGUCCUGUAUUGCAGUAUCAUAAGGUUUUUUUCAGAGUGUUUUUGAUUUUAUUGAUUUUUAAAGUUUUUUUUUCUUUUUCUCAGGCCUCUCUUCAUCUCUCACGUACUCUCGUUUAGGAGAUUAAGAGCAUUUUACAAUUUUUUGUUUCAAUCAGUUUUAUCAUUCAAACUUUUCAAAUGUUUACCAGGAAAACUAGAAAAAUGUAAAUUUAGGCAAUACUUUUCAAGUUGAAUAGGUUUUUGGAGCCUAAUUAUAUGGUCGUUUUGCUUCAAAUGCUGUUGAUCCAAUCCCUAGCCCUCCUUUUUGCUUCCAGACGAUGGAAAUCCUGAAAAACGGCGCUCUGAACCGAACGGUGGCGUCGACCAACAUGAACGAGCAGUCGUCCCGGUCUCACGCCAUUUUCACGCUCCAUCUGAAGCAGCAACGUGUCGUCAGCAGCCUCGAUGAGAACGGACAACCAACUCCGCCCAAGCCGGUCAGUGGUUUUCUGAUUUUUGAAUAGUGCGAAUGGCAAAGACGGGGAAUUUGUGCAGGUUGAGACUUUCAAAUCUUCUUCCGGUAGGGAGUGAGGAGUGAUCUGGCCAAUUUUCAGGAAAUUCAUAACCGCGAAGGAGAAUAACCUCCCAUGUGAGCACCUUUAAAAACAGAAAUGUCCUUUAUUUAUUUCUCGAACUUUCUUGAUUUUUCUCAGCAUUUCGAUUUCCCAGGGCGACAUGGAGAUGGAGAUGCUGUCGGCCAAGUUUCAUUUCGUCGAUCUUGCCGGAUCGGAAAGAAUGAAAAGGACUGGAGCUACUGGAGAACGUGCCAGGGAGGGAAUCAGCAUCAACGUCGGAUUGGUAAGAAAUCAAAGAAAGAAUGAAAAAAAAGUCAAUAAGUAUUGUACUUGGAAUAGUGGGGUUAACAGUUGAGCCUUUAGAAAAAAUUCCCCUGCUAAUAUUAUAUUUAGACUGAAUCUAAAAAAAGAAUCUAAAAAAUUGUUAACCUGGUUCUUUUUGAUACAGUCAUAUCUACUUGAGAUUUCAGGGAUUCAAAAAAAAUUUUUUUCAAAGAUGAAGCCCAAAAUAAAUAAAAAAGAAUUAAUUUUCAGCUAGCCCUCGGUAAUGUCAUCGCCGCGUUGGGCGGAGCAACUGGAAAAGUUUCCCAUGUACCGUAUCGCGACUCCAAAUUGACAAGAUUGCUUCAAGACUCUCUUGGUGGCAACAGGUGAAGCUUUCGAGGGUCUUUGAGCAUUUUCAAGGCUAGAAAGGAUUAAUUAUUUCAAUUCAAGCGGAAAAGAUUGAAAAAAAGAUCAGUUGAAAGUUUAUUGAAGUAAAGAGGUUAAUAAAGAGUGGUAUGUUCGAAAAACUUAAUAAAGUGUUCUGAAGAAAAAAUGUUAGUUUAAAAGGUCUUGCUGUGUAGUUUAAAGACGCAUAGAUGGUUUCAGAAAGGUCUCGAAGCGAAGAGUCAUUUUCAUUGUAAAUCUGGAUCACGCAAAAUUUUUUCAAUGCGCAUAAGUGGGCAUGUAAAAAACACAAUCAAGGACAAUUUGGCUUACAAAUUUUUUGAAAAGGGGUAUAAAAAUAGUUUUGAAUCCGAGGAGGUAUGGUUAGGCUUACAAGAUAGGUCGUUUUUAUUUGCGGUUAGGAUCCGCCCAAAGUUUGGCCAGAAUACUCCUCGAUCUAUCAAAAGAAUUUUCUAAAACUCUCAGCUUGCUCAAUUUCAUAAUUUUCGAAAAAUAAGUGCCCAAAGCUUGAAAUAUAGCAUAUUUCGAUAGCUUUUGAAAAAUUUUUUCACUUUGAGGCGCUGUAUCUCAAAAACUAGAAAGUUGUGCAGGUUGAGACCUUCAGAACCGUUUUCUAGUACAUCAAAGAGUGUUCUGACCAAUUUUCAAUGACAGCCCGACCGCAAAGAAAAAUGAUUUUCCUUGUUAAGAGAAACUUUACGACAUUUAAAAAAAUGCUGUCCAUUUGUGAAUAUGAAUAAAACGAAGUAAAAAGUCAAGAAAUACAUGUCUUUAUUUGAAAAUCCUAAUAAUCAAUUUCCCCUUUUCCAGCCGAACUUUGAUGAUCGCCUGUGUCUCACCCAGUGACAGCGAUUUCGUCGAGACCCUCAACACGAUGAAAUACGCGAACAGGGCCAAGGAGAUCAAGAACAAGGUGACUUUACUCCUUUCUUCGAAGUUAUAAAAAUAUAUUCCUCAGGUGGUCGCCAACCAGGACAAAUCAUCGAAAAUGAUCGGGGAGCUGCGCGGAAGAAUCGCUUCUUUGGAAUCGGAGCUUCUCGAGUUCAAGCAAGGCCGUCGGACUUUGGAUUCCGACGGAACGGAAGUCGUUAAUGAUCAGUAUCAUGAGAAUGUUCUACUCACGGUGAGUUUGAAGAUUCAUAAAUUGAAAGUGGAAAAAGACUUACGUGAAAGUAUGGCUACUAGGAAAGUAUUGGAAAAAUCUUGAGGAGCCUGAAAAUGCCUCGAAAUAGCACGGAAAAGACGAAAAAAAAUUUUUUUUCGUAAAUUUCUCAAACAGUAAAAGCACUCUACGCCCCAUGGAAGUUUAGUACUUUUUAAAGAAAAAAAUUUUUUAAACUAGUAGGAAACAAACCGUAGUAGCCAAGAAAGGUGAUUCAACUGAGGUCGUUAAUGAUUGUUAUCUUUGGCAAAUUACGGAAAAAAAUGGACCCAUAUUCAAAGAAAAACGGAAAAUUGGUUCUUAUGAUUAAAUUUUUUUGGUUUUUUUCACUUCUUUCAGUGUUACCAAUAUCAUUAAAAUGUAUAAAAUUUUUUGUAGGUCUGUCUUAAUUCGAAAAAAAUUUAGAACAGGGAAGCGGGCAUUUUGUAUUCAAAACUGUCAUGCAACAGAAAUAUUGAAGAGUUCGGCUCAGUCUUUAGAAAAGUUUGAGUUUGAAGAAGUUUUUUUUCGGAAGGACCGUCAUAAGUAGUAGAAUUAACUUUUUCCAAUGGUACAGUCUUUGAAAGUAUUUUGAGUUCGAAAAAAAGAGAGAAGUGAUUAACUAGAAAUUUGCAUCUAGAAAAUUUUCAGGGCUUUCAGUCAUUGGAUUAAGAUUUUUUUUUUGAUCGGUUUUUAUACGUUUUUGAUGUUUUGAGUGAAAAUAUUUUUUGUGAAAUCUUAAAAACGGAUAUAGUUGAGCCAUUUGAACCCCAAAAUCUGUAUUUUGAGGCCGAGGUGAAUCAGUUGCGAUUCCGAGUGAAGGCCUUGACGGAGACGAAUGAGAUUCUGAGAAGCCGAAACGUAGACUUAAUGGCGGCCAAAGACUCGGCGGCCCUUCAAUCUUCAGGUUUCUUCAAAUUUCCAACAAGAAAAGGGAAAUUUGUGAUUUUAGACUCUGUCAAUGGUAAUACGGGCGAGGAUGGAGAAGUUGACACGGUCCAGAAGACGUUCCGGAAAUAUCUGGAGGAACUCGAAAGGACCAAAUCUUCUUUGUACGAAUCCCAGGCGACCUGUGACCAGUUGCGCAAGGAAAUGAGCCGUUGGAAGGCGCAGGUGAAUAGAAAUAUCAGGAAAAGGUCAACGGAUGUAUAUUGAAAAUGAAAAUAGUUUGAAUGAUCAGGGGGAAAUAAAUCCAGCGAAACUUGAGAAAAAGAAGCUUUGAAUUUUUCAUUUUACUAUCAGAGUAUCUUCACGAAUGAUAUAGAAAUAGGAGCACGUGAAAAUGCUUACACCACUAAAGUGGUCACUAGAAAUGCACAGAAGCGUCCGGCUCGCGUUACCGAGGUUCGAGAACACUUAUAUGAACGUUAGGCACCUUCUGAGUCAUUUAGUGAUCCCUCAAGGGGUGUUAACGUCUCUUCAGUGAUCACUUUAAAGGUCGGUAUCAAUUUGCGCGCGCGCUUGGUGUCUGAGAACAAAUCCCAGAUUUUUUAUUUAAUCGUCGUCUUUGAAAGAAAAAAUAGUCUUUUUAAGCAAAAACAGGCAAAUUUUAGGCGACUGGACGAAUCCCUCAAGACAGCGUUUUCUCGCCAAACAUCACCACGAACAAACUCAUCGACAUGGCUCGUAGUGAAAUCGACCGCGAGAGGAAGAACUUUGCCACGGCUGAUGGUAGGUUCUGGCCAGAAAAGGGUCUUUUCAUGAGAUUUCAUUAAUAUUUUUGAAGUCAGCGACUUUUUUAAAGUCUAGUUUUGUUCAGAAGCAGCACGAAACUUCAAGUUUAAAAAAAGGACUUUAUAAUCAGUGGAUCAUUUUUAGUACUGCAAAACGUAUUCCUUGCUAUAUUUUUCUUCGUUUCAAUAUUUUUUAGUUCCAGCUUCAAAAAUCGAAAAGCUCUGACUUAGAAAAUAACAAAAGAAAAACAUUCAAAGACCUAUAGGCCAUUUUUCCAUAGAGUUUUCCGCGUUUUGCAGCUGGUCAGACGUCGGACUACGCUUCUCUGGGAGCUGGAGCAGCUACCGAGGAAGAUGGGACGAGCAACGACGCCGACGAGCUGGACGAGGAUGACUUGGACCGUGAUGAAGACAUGGAUGAGGACGAGGCCGAGGAGAUGAAGAAGGAUGCCGGUGCGUGGAAUGGGGAAUAAGGAUGGAUUUUGAGAGGAAAAAAAAUGAGUCACUGUAAAAAAAAGAUGAGCUUGAAAAACAAGUUUCUUAAAGCAACUAUGAGAUGAUAGUACCUUGGUACGAAUAUUUUUUAACAGAACAUUGAAAAUCUGUUUUUUUCCCAUUUUUUUCUCAUUUUUCACCACUUAGCGCUGAUAAUUUUUUUUAAAGACUUGUUCGGCAAUUUUAAGUAGGAGCCAGCGUCAUAAACUGUCCCUGUGGGACCUGGUCUUCAAAAUAGCCACAUCAGGCGAGAUUUGUGCGCUCCAUUGCUAAUUGUCUGAUAGUAACAAAAUAACUUAACAAAUUAGAUAAGAUUUCACGAUUCGGAGCCUUUUCAUAUCUCCCUAAAAGUUUUUUUUCAAGGUUUUGAGCGAUAAAAAUUUUAGAAAAAUGGUGAAUUUCUGUGAAUUUCAGAAUGCAACGCCAUGCAGGACAAUCUUAACGAUGUGAUGUCGGAGAUCUCCAUCAAAGAACGGUUUGUUUGAAAAUUUUUUGUAAGAUUUUCUCCAAGAACAGAAGAAAGAUUUUCUCGGUCAAAAAAGUUAGGUCAAAGAAGGUCGUAGUAGUAUUAAAUCUCCAAUCUUUCUACUUCCAACUUGAAAAAUUUAGUUUUUCUCUUUCUUCAAGCUGAUCGCCAACCUCAAGUUUAAUUUUUCAGACUCAUCGAGCAGCUCGAAAUCUCUGAACAUCGUCUUCAAAGCCUCCGAGUGACUUAUGAACGGAAACUUUCGGAGCUUUCACUACGAAUAAAAGCGACCGAGGCCGAGAGAGAUAAGAUCCUGGCGGAGGGUGCAGCUCGUCAGACGGGGAAGAUGAGCGACGAUCAGGCCAAGGUAGAGUUUUGAAUGAAAAAAGCCGUUCUGAAGCAUCUUGGUGUUGCUAAGAAUGAUUGAAAUGGCGCAGUUAUUUUGAAUCUUCAGCGCGUCCGACUGAAAACGGCUUGUGCGUCACAAUAUCCUAAAGGAACGGUAGAAGAAAGUCGCUCCAAGUCGGGCGCAAGUUUAGGACAAAAACGCGAACUCUUUGAGCAAUUUCAUGCAGGCCAUAGGAAAUAGAGUUUUAUGUAGAUGUAUUUGAAAAAAUCUGACCUGUCUGCGCUCUCUUUUCUCUCACCAGAUGAGGUUGCAGAAAGAUUGAAAUAUCACUUUGGUAGGGGAACGAACACAGAGAAAUCAGAUUUUUUUUAGCUUUUUCGCGAAAAGAAAUUUUUAUAUAUGCUGAAAAUCGGUGCAAGCGAGAGAUCAGCGGCGUUCCGAAGAGACUCCAGAGAAAUCAAAAAAAUCUGGUUCUCUACUUCUCUUCUUGGGGCCUCGCCCUCUCUCUAAAACGAAAAUUAGGGGUAAGUAUUGAACCAGUGCCCCUUGAAGAGACGCCAGAGAAGUGAGAGGACCUUGUUUCUCUGCGUAUCUUCAGUUCAUCAUCCCUCUCUCGUCUAGCUUUUUUUUUUUUUGUUUGAAAGUUUGAAAGUUUGAAGGGACAAAAACUUGUUUUUGAAAUAAGGAAAUUGAAAAGUAGCCCAUCAGUUUACGGUGAAGCUUUAAAAAUUACAGCUUUUCGUAAAAUAAAAAUGUUAUCUUUUCUCACAAAAUGUUGAAAAUAAGAUCAAGGAAACGAAACGAAAAAAGUUUCUCACAGUGCAAUUUUUUCUCGUCCUGCACAUCUGGAAUCGAUUCCGUCACACAUUGGCCGCUCAUGUGAAAACGAUCAUUUUUGCUAAUUUUGUGUCGAUUUCUCGGUGGCUCCGCUGUACAUUUUGACUAUUGAGAUGGUUGUGAACAUUUAUGUAAGGGAAAUGGUGGGUUUUUCUCUAUUUUUUUCAAGAGGAUUAGUAAUUUUUUUCUAGAAAGUUUUAGAGCUGGGGAAGUUUGAAAAAAUUGGAUAAGCGUCUUUUUCUGCAGUUUUUUUCUUGAAACUAACGUCUGGUCUUGAAAAGUUUCUGAGAGAAUUGAUGGGUUUUGAAUUUCCCAUCAUAAGUAACGUCAGAAAUCAAAUAUGGGGGGUUAAACAGCGCAAAUAUUCAAAAACAAGCUUUUUUUCAAAUUCACUUAUCGUACUUAGAAAGCAUGGAAAGGUUCUCAACUUUUUAAAUCUAUGAAUUGUCAUCCAAGUUAAUCAUUUUGUAAGUUUAUAACAAGUUUAUGAGCUUCUUAUGAAACGUAUUGUACAUUGCUAAAGGAUGUUGAGAUUUUUUUAUUAAAAAGUUUUUUUCAUUUCUUUUUUUCAUUUUUUUAAUAAGUCUCUCUGCAGAUUUUUCGGAUUUCUUUCUAUUAAAUUUCAUCGAGAAGCUCCAAAAUGGGACAUUAACAUCUCAAAAAUUAUUUUACUGAAGAUAUAAAGUAUCGUCAGAAAAGAUUCGGUAACCAUUUUUUGCUCACCAUUUACUUAUAUCAAUCUUUCUGAAACUUUCUAAGUAGCGUUUUUUUUUCUAUGAAUGGGAUUUCCAUCAGAGUGUUACAAAUAAUAGUCACCAGAAUUCCAAAAAGUUUCAGAAACUGUUUUUCGUAUUUUUUCUGACAGAACAGUACCUUUAAAAAAUCUCAAGAAAAUGAACUUCGUCUUAAUAAUCAUUUAUUGAGAGAAGUUCAAACUCUAAAGAUUUUGUUUUGAUCCGAAAUUCGGCCUAUGAUACAAGUUCAAAACAGUUUAAUCUUGGAGGAAUCGACUCAAAAAAAACAUCAAAGGCAACUUGAAUAUUGCCUUCUGUUCGGGGAAAAAAAUAAGCAGAAAAAAGGGAUGAAACUGAAUUUUCAGCGAAUCCGAGAGGAAUAUGAGAGGAAGAUCGCCGACAUGCGCAAGGAGUACAAGAAGCUGCAAGCCUUGGAGCGCGAACACCAGAAGCUGCAGGAGAAGGGCGAGCGAGAGCGGCAGCAGAUGCGACAGUACGAGUCCGAACUCAAGGACCUCAAGAAGAUGAAGGUCGACCUCGUGAAGAAGAUCAACGAGGAGAAGAAACGCCAGCAGCAGCAGGCUCAGGCCAACGCCAAGGCCUUGGCUGCCCGGGACAAGCAAUCCAGGUAGAGACCUACAAAGGGAUAAACGAGGCUCUGACAUGAUUUUCAUGUUUAGAAGGGUUAAAUGUCUUUUUUUGGGUUUUGGUCGCAUUUGGAAUGGCUUAGGAAGCUUCAAUGUUUUCCAUGGUCUUUUGGGAAAGUAGUUUUGAGUCGGGUGCAUUUUUAAGAAGUCGAAUGAACUAUAUAUAUCCUAGAUGGAACAUGCAUCUUCAACAAGAGAGCCACGUUUAGAAAGUCUUCAAUAGUUCUUUUGGUUUUGGUCGCACUUGGAAUGGCUCAGGGAUCUCCAAUGUUUUUCCAUGGUCUCUUGCGAAAGUAGUUUUGAGUCGGAUGAAUUUUUUUUUAGCAGCCGAGUGAACUAUAUAUAUCCUAGAUCAAACAUAGAAUUUUCAACAUGAUUGCCACGUAGAGAAAGUGUCAAAAGUAUUUAUUGUGGUCGCACUUGGAAUGGCUCAGGAAACUCCAAUGUUUUUCCAGGGUCUUUUGCGAAAGUAUUUUUGAGUCGGGUGCAAAAAAUAACUUCUAUCGAGCUCAUCCUACUGAAUCAACUCAUCUCAGCUUUGAUCAAAAAUGUUCUACAACCUUUAAAGAUCUAAGAAAAAAAACUUUUUUUUCCCUCGUCUUCCAUAAGAAGCACCAAAGUUUUCAAGAAUGCAUAGACUGUUGCAAGCAAAAAAGGAAGAAGCUAUAAAACGAGACACUGCGUCACUUUUUCAGAAUUGAUUCUAUAUUUUAUGAUGAUGUUUUUUUUGUUGGCUUAUUUGAAAAAGAAGAAUUUUAGGAUGCAAGCGAACAAGAUCCGAACCCUGGAGAUGAAAGACAAGCAGAGGGAGCAGUUUUUGAAGAAAACGACAGUGGAAGUCAGCCAGCUGAGAAAGGAGAGGGUUGGUCCAUUUUCUGAGAUUUCAAGGAUGUUUUAGAGAAAAUUUUGGGCCUAUAGUUCGACCAAAAUGAAUAAAAUGUGAAAAUGAAUACGUUUGAGUAGUAGAAAAAUUUGUAUAGGUUCUAUUUUUUUCGAAACUUAAAUGGAGUUCUAGACCAACCAGAAUGAAAAAAACAUACAAUAUAAAUAAGAAAAAUUUUUGUAUUCAUUGAAAAUACUUCACUUAUUGUUUUUUUAUUCUAAGGGGGUACCCUUGAGAAAACAGAGUUUAUCUGAUUUUUGAGGAUUCCGGUAAAAAGAAAUGAAAGUUUUAGACGUUCUAGCUGAUAAAUUUUGCCUCGGAACAUCAUCAAAAAUUUCAAAUUGGACAAGUAACAAAAAAUUAUAUUUUUCGAAAAGUCGGAAAGAGCAGAAUUGGAAGAUCAAAAAGCGUUUGAAUAUUGUAUAUAGUUUGCCGAAAUUUAAUAUUUUUCAGAGUUCUAAAAAAAUAAUUCUGAGAUGGAAUUUCCUUGAUUGAGACAUCACUUAAUAAAUUAGACGCCUGAUUGGAUUUUUGACCUAUUUUUCGGGAUAGUUUUGGUUAUCUUCUGCAUUAUUUUAAUAUCUUUCUGUUUCAUAAACUUAUCUUUCCAUGUUUUCAAGUUUUUUUUUUUAAGUACCCGAUUUAAAUUUUGAAAGUUUCUUGAAAUCAUUGAACCACCUGCUUCAGAGAAAAAGUUUUUUCUCCAUUUUUGGCUUAAAUUCGAGUUUUGUCCCUUCACAGUUCUCAAUCUUUCUAAUUAUGAAAAAAGAUGUUUUGAGAAUCGAAUAAUCUGUUCCUUGCUUUGGAAUUAUAAGGUCCUGAAGCGUACCGUAGCCAAGUUUCAUUCAAUGUUUAACCGAUAACAAACGAACUUGUGAGAAAGGAAAAUUUAUUGGGAAAAUGUUCUUUUUGGAAUGACAAAGCUGAACUCUUUUACUAGGCCCAACAACAAGCCGCAGCUCGUGCCCAACUCAACAAGACGUCGACGGCAGCGGCGAUGCGAACCCCACGAGUUCCAGUCAAUAGAAGAAACCUCCGGGCGGGCCAGCCCGAGAAAGAGCUCUCUUUCUCCCCGAAGCAGGCCAAGAUGAAGUGGAGCGCCAUUGAGAAGAUGGUCAGUACGAAAAAUUGAAGGCUUCAAUUGCUUUUUUCAAGGAAUUCUAAAUUAGUUACUUUUCAGUCUGUUUUUCUUGAUGCUUGAAAUAGCUUUAAAAUUUGUAGGGUGUGGUAAGUUUGAGUGGACCCCGGUGGGACUAAAAAUGGUCGAUUUUCCCAAGGAUCAUUUUGUCCCUCCGAAGACGAGCUUUAGUUAUCCAAAGGAUUACUCAAAAUUACCUCAGGAAUUUUUACAGUGAUCACUAUAGGGACUGCUUGAAUUUUCGGCCCCUCUAAAGGGACUACUUGAGUUUUCGGUCCCUCUAAUUAUAUCUCAAAAAAGUAAUUCUUAAUUUCGAACUCUCCAGUGGCCACUUGCAUUGAACUUCUCAAAGAUUAACGUCAUCUGGAAUUUUUAUUUUGUAUUGGAGCUCUUAAAUGGUCACUCCUCAAUUUCUAGAACGCUUGUUCAAGGUUAUAAGUUCAAGACGUUGAAAAAUGAUAUAUUAUACAUCAAUAAUUAUAUUUGGAAAACUGUUUUUUCAAUAAUAUAGUUGAUUUUUCACCAUUUUUCAGCUCGAAAGGUCGGUAGUGAAAAGGCAGUUGGUGCGAAAAAUGGAGGAUGAGCUUGAACGAUAUCUGCAAGAACGCCAUAAGCUCAUUAGUGAUAUCGCUGUUUUGGUGGGUUCUUCGAUUUUAUGGAAAAUAUUCAUUUUCGAAGCAUUUUAUUUUGGUUUGAUGAUUUUUAGAGAAGUUAAUGAAAAAAAUCCAUUGACGAGGAAGGGGUUUUUAACUUUACGGUUGGAAAAUUUAUUGAAAGUGAAUAUUUUUUGAUACACCAGAUUUUCAAGCAAAAAUAAUGAAAAUCGCAAUUUUCAAAAAGUUGUCAGAAGCGAUCUCAAAAAGCCCAUUUCAACGGUUUUAAUGAAGUUAUUCAACAUUGAGCUGUCCAUUUUUCGAAAAUAUUUUGCAGGUUGUGACUGUUAGGAUCUUGUUUAUUUUUGGAAAAAUCUUUAAAUCUCCUCGUUUUGAUUAAUUUUGAGAUUUCUAAGAUCUUCAUUAUUUAUUUAGAAUGUCCAAUUUUCAAACGGAAUAACCUUCCUUAUGGAAGUAAUUUGAAGAAAAUUCGCAAAAAAGCCAAAUUCAGGAGAAAACUUUCGUCUCGAGCAGCGAAAUCAUCGACCGCGACGGCCUGAUGGAGGCUUUGGACAGCGCCAAGCAGAAAAUGAUCUACCUCCAAGAACAGAUCACUGAGUCCCAGAAGGCCAUCGUGGACGUCGACGAACAAGUGGUGAGAGAAAAAAAAAGGAUGAAAAUUAUAUCAUAGGCUUUCAGAGUUUCAUUCAUUCAAAAAUUAGUUUUAAUUUUUUAUCACAUUUUCAGUAAGAGAAAACCAAAGAAAAAAAUCUGUCGAAUUCAUAAAGUCCAAUCACUCAGUCAAAAAAAUGGUUAAAGAAAUUUUUCUAACAUUUCAAAGGAAAAAAACAAAGAAAAAUCUUUAAGAUUAUGAAUUUUUUUCAGUGA
This is a messenger RNA of Caenorhabditis auriculariae, 15881 nucleotides long. NCBI's taxonomy places the organism in Eukaryota, Metazoa, Nematoda, Chromadorea, Rhabditida, Rhabditidae. The record is from the annotation of a GenBank genome assembly.